This is a messenger RNA of Nothobranchius furzeri (turquoise killifish), 2497 nucleotides long. The record is from RefSeq and is a predicted model, not a curated record. Lineage: Eukaryota; Metazoa; Chordata; Actinopteri; Cyprinodontiformes; Nothobranchiidae.
GUCAGGGUGAAGUUCGUAUGUCCCAGGCGUCUCUGAACACGUCACCGAACUUUUUCGAAGGGGCUGUUGAGGUGAAGAAAAGUGGUUUAUUAGUGUGGGGCGUUUAAUAUGUCGCAGGUUAUCGCGUGAGAAGCGGAUUAUAUAGCUAUCUGGACAUGCUCCAAAAGACUUUACGGAAGUUUUCCAGCUUUGACAACUUUGCUGAGCUGGGUGUUUGACUGCUCUGAUUUCUGUACCUGGACUCGUUCAAAGCGAACCAUGUCGCAGCCGGAGCAGAAAGAGCCCACCCUGAGCUCGGAUGCACCUAAACCCGCUCCGGUGAACCCCAGAGCGGUCUGUAGCGUGUGUAAACGCCUUUACCGGGACCCUAAAAUCCUCCCCUGCCUUCACACGUUCUGCUCCGACUGCAUCGGCCAGCUGGAGGCGUUCUCGGUGUCUUCUCGUGGGAACGGGAGUUGCGGAGAGGCGGUGAAGACAAGCCGACAAAGCGUCACAACAACGGUACUGUGUCCCGAGUGUGACUCCGAAGUGGACCUCCCUCAGCAGGGUCCGGCCGGACUGAGUACAGACCACCUGGCGCUGGACGAAGUGUUCCUGGAGACCCUGGUGACCAACGGCCCGCUGGGAUGCGACCUGUGCGGGGAAGGAGGCGCUGAGAGCCGCUGUGAGGUCUGCUCGGUCAACCUUUGCGAGUUCUGCUGCCAAGCUCACAGACGUCAGAAGCGAACAGCGUCUCACUCUGUUCAGGCGGUGGAGGACCUGAAGGCUCGUGGACGUCUUGGUCGUCCCAUCCUCUGCUCUCUUCACCCCGGCCAGGAGCUCAGGCUCUUCUGUCAGCUCUGCGACCUACCCGUAUGUCUGGACUGCGCUUCCACGCUGCACAGAGACCACCACUGCUGUCCUACGCACGACGUCAUCGACCAUCACGGUGACCGUAUUCGAGAUCUGGUCAGCACGCGUCUACGACCCCGACUGGAGCAGAUGGAGGAAGUUCUACAGAAGGUGGAAACUUCCCAGGAGAAUUUGAAGGUACGGGUCGAGGCAACAGCCAGUGAGAUCAGAGCCUUUGCUCGAGGCUACGCCAGCGCUGUGGAGGCCCAUUGUCUGUCUCUGCUGCGGCGCCUAGAGGAGCUUCAGGUCCAGCGCAGAAACGUCCUCCACCUGCAGAGCGUGCAGCUGCAGCAGGGCCUGCUGGAUGUCCGAGGCAGUGUGGCGUUUGCCGAGCGCCUCCUGAGCUGUGGGUCUGACGCCGAGAUCCUCAGCGCUAAAGGAGUGACUCUAAGACGACUCGCCAGCCUGGCAGAGAGAGGCUAUAACCCUUGUCCAGCGGCGGUCGCCCCAGACGAUAGCAGCAGCAUUUGCUUCCUGCCCAGAGAGCCAGCCGGAGAGGUGGAGGGCUACCCAGUGGUGGGUGUGAUUAACUGGAGGACGCUGGAUGUCAGCAGGUGCACCAUUGAAGGAGAAGGUCUGCGGCGGGGCAGCGAGGGCCAGCCGGGCCGUUUUAGCCUGGUGUGUCGAGACUCAGCCGGGGAGCAGAUGGCUCGAGGAGGAGAGCAGGUCCUCGUCAGCAUCGUCCACAAAGAGAAGAAGAACUGCGCUGUGGAGACGGUGGUGGUGGACAACGCUGAUGGAACGUACAGCGUUUCAUACAAGCCUGAGGAACCAGGACCUUACUCUGUGUGGGUUUGUGUCAAAGCCCAGCAUGUGAAGGGUUCUCCGUUCCUGCUGAAUGUGAAGAAGAAGUUCAGACACCACGGUGGGACGUUCCACUGCUGCUCCUUCUGCUCCAGUGGAGGAGCCAAAGAGGCAAUCUGUGGCUGCGCAGGAACGAUGUCAGUUUGUAGCAGGCGCUCUAUAAACACGAGCUCAGCAUUCUUAAAUCAGCCUGAGCAGUUUGCUCUUCCACCGACAUCCACGUCUUCCUGCUGUGAUGAACACCUGCCCCAUGGACGACGACUUGGAGGUUGCAGACCCAGAAGAGGACAUCGACACAAGAGUUGAGGAGAUGACGGCUCUGAAUGAAACGGUCUGUACAUUUGAAGAGGGCUGACUGACAGGGAAAGGAGAUUUGUCAAGGGAAAAAAGGGGAAAUGUGGUUAAUACAGUUCUUAUUUUUUAUUGUGUAUUCAACAUUUUUCUGCUUUAGUAACUAACUUUUCUGUAUUUCUAUAUUUCCAGAAUGAGCAUUGCCAUGGCGACCUGGUGAAUAAUAAAUAUUUAUAUUUCUCUCUCUGCUUUUCAUGUAAUUUUUUUGUAGGUUCUUCGCAAUAUUGAGAGGGCACAGGACACCCAGAGGAAGACCUUUGGAACAGGGAAAAGGAAGCUAGUAAGGCAGUGUGUUGUUCAAGCAGGUGAUGACGUGCUUUUGUCAGGAGAUCCAAAAAGGAGACGCACGGGAGAUGCAUUCUCCAGCCAUCACCAGGGACCGUACACUGUGGCCAGCAUCACACCAAAGGGGGUGGCCACUAUUGUGAAGGGAGCAACUUGCCAGAAGGUA